Molecule: messenger RNA, 4248 nt
Organism: Lytechinus pictus (painted urchin)
Lineage: Eukaryota; Metazoa; Echinodermata; Echinoidea; Temnopleuroida; Toxopneustidae
Product: probable cytosolic iron-sulfur protein assembly protein CIAO1 homolog
Exons: 6
Coding region: 412-1443 (343 amino acids)
Biological process (GO): iron-sulfur cluster assembly
Cellular component (GO): cytosolic [4Fe-4S] assembly targeting complex
Molecular function (GO): protein binding
Source: RefSeq, a predicted model, not a curated record
AUGAGCAUCCGUCGCAGACGUAGCGGCGCGCGCUCGGCUUGGAAUGGAUCUCUUUCGCCCUCUUUCGCUCUCCUUUGUAUUUUUGAUUGAAGUCGGUUGGUUAUUUAACUCACAUUUGAAUAUUUACGGUCCACUAGUUUCUUCUGUGCAGUCAAAACAUCCUUAAGCUGGUUAAAGACGAUUUGCAGAGAUGAUCCUGAAAUGUUAUGUUCUGUCAUUUCCAAAUUUAAUCUUCCCGGAUUUUCAAUUUUUUAUAAAUGUCGCGAGAUGGCGCUACACACCGGAAAGUUUGUGAUGUGCAUAUGCAACCAGCCGAAAUAGAAGAAAAACAACUCCCAAUUAUUGAUAACUUUAACGAUCUAUUUAUUCUCCCUAAAGGAUCAGGAGUGGAAAGGACCUGUAAAACAGUCAAUGAACCAAAUGGAUGGAAAUUUGCAGCCGAUUUCAACAUUGUCUGGUCAUCACGACCGCGUUUGGUGCGUUUCGUGGAAUCCGACCGGGACACUUCUGGCGAGCUGUGGAGGUGACAAGACGGUCAGAAUCUGGGGCAAAGAAGGUGAUAAUUGGGUCUGUAAGAAGAUCCUCCAGGAUGGCCACACAAGGACCAUCCGACGUGUUGCCUGGUCACCCUGCGGUCAGCUGCUGGCCUCGGCAGGCUUUGAUGCCCAGACCUGCAUCUGGGAUCGUCGCAGCGGAGAGUUUGAGUGCAGCGCCACCCUAGAGGGCCAUGAGAAUGAGGUGAAGAGUGUUGCUUGGUCACAGUCUGGCUCACUCUUAUCAACGUGCAGCAGGGACAAAAGUGUUUGGAUCUGGGAAGUUGACCAAGAAGACGAUGAUUACCAAUGUGCCAGUGUACUCAGCAUUCAUACUCAAGAUGUGAAGCAUAUCGCCUGGCAGCCUGGACGUGAGAUCUUGGCAUCCUGUAGCUAUGACAACACUAUCCGGUUGUUCCACGAGGAAGACGAUGACUGGAGCAGCUUUGAGACCCUCGACGGUCACGAGUCGACGGUAUGGGCCAUCAGCUUCGAUAAGACCGGUUCCAGGCUGGCUUCUUGCAGCGAUGACAAGACCGUCAAGAUCUGGCAGGAAUAUCAGCCAGGAAAUCCUGAAGGUGUUGUUACAUCAGGUAGUAUGCCUUCUUGGAAGUGCGUUUGUACUCUUUCAGGAUACCAUUCCAGAACUAUCUUUGACAUCAAUUGGUGCCAUCAGACCGGCCUGAUCGCAACCUGUGCAGCGGAUGACAGCAUCCUCAUCUUCAAGGAGGAUGAAUCAGUCCAAGACAGGCGGAACCAACCAACCUUUGAUCUUGCGGUCAAGACAAGCAGAGCUCACACUGAGGAUGUCAACAGCAUAUGCUGGAACCCUAAGCAGCCAGGACUCCUGGCAUCAUGUUCUGAUGAUGGCUCGGUGAAACUAUGGCAGUACGAUGCAGAGUUGUCUUGAUAUUUUGUAAGCCAUUGACUGAACGUUCUCUGCAGAAGUGACUAUAUUUGAGAUAUCCUGUAAUUGCAAGCUUCUCAUAAUGCCUUGUUCGACUUCUUCAGAUUGACUUUGGACAUUUGAAGAUGAUGAUGAACAGCUUUUGUAAUAAUCUGAAAAUUGAUCAGAGGCUUUAUUUCUGCUAAUUUCAUCUGUUAUGCAUCACCAGAAUUACAGCUUUUGUAUAUUGCCAUUGCUGCUCCCGAAUCAUGACAGCAUGAGAAUCAUGAGAAUAUUAAAGAGAAUUGGUGACUUUGCUGUAUGAAUGAAAAAAUCUUGAAAAUACAUCUGUGCACCAAAACGCUGGCUUAUAAGGUUGGGCAAUUUAUCAGUAUCCUAAGAAAAUCACAUGUAUGGAAUUAUGUCGGGUGGGAACUAUGAGUAAAACUACGGUACUCAGUAUCCCAGAGUUAGCAUUGGUAGCUACUCCUUGCAUGGUGCCAUACUGGGGUGUCAUGAAUCAAUGUUUGACAAUUGAAAUGAUCAAAGUAUUAAAACGGUCAUUGUUUUAUCAGGAUCAGAAUCCGUUGUCUAUUCUUUAUUGGAUUAACCCCAUAUUUCAGUACUAAUAAUUACAAAAUAAAUAGAAUGAUUUUUGAAAAGAAUAAUCCUGUUUAGGACAUUGAAGUUUGUAAACUGCUUUGGCAAAUCUAAUCUCUAUCAUUAAUCUGAAAUGUACUUCUUGUAAUUUAAUAUUUCCAUAUCAUGAUAUCAUAAUAGGAUUGAAAUAAUCAUAGAAAUGGAAUGUGGGAAUAUAACACUUUCCUAUUACUAUUUGUAUUUGGGCCCUGGAUUUCAGUACAAAGGCCCUGUUUCAAAGAGUCUUGCCAUUACUGAAACUACCAUGGAAAUCUUGAUGUUGAUUGGCUGCUGAGCACUGUUAAUAUGAUAGUUAAAAUGGCAAGGUUACCAUAAUCGGAACUCAGGGGAGGGGGCUACUUUGUAUGAUACAUAUGUGCCGCUGUCGAGACCCCCAUUUUCAGCCUAAAUUUCUGUUCCAGAGUAUCACCAAUUUAGAAAGCCAUAGAAAUUCCUAUUUCCCUCCGUUCCAGAAACUCUCAAAUUUGUGGUUUCUCGUUCCAGUGCACGCCCAUCAUGAACUACUCAGCCGGUUAGAGCGACGAGCUCGAUCGGCACAGAGUAGAGUUCGAUCCCCUAUGGUGCGGAGUCAUGCCUACGGUAGCUGCUACAUGCUACAAAUAUUUUUCUUGAGACCCCCAUUUUUUAUGUGGUCAGUUCCAGAGCAUUGGAUUUUUAGCAAUAAUUGAUCAAAGAGCUGUUUCAGAAACCCCCAGUUUAGGAGCAAGAUUUGGUUCCAGAGCCCCCUAUUUUCGACUUUGGUGUCAUUUUAUAAUUCAAGUAGCCCCCCCCCCCCCCCCCCCCCGGCAAUCAGAGGUCUUGAUGAAAUAAGGGCCUGGUGGGUGUUUCAUAAAGCUGUUCGUAAGUUAAGAGCGACUUUAAGAACGACUGGUGAUCCUUUCUUUUGGUAAAUGGUAUAUUCAUUGCCGAUGGUCUAGCGCGUAAGAAAGAGUCACCAGUUGUUCUUAAAAUCGCUCUUAACUUACAAACAGCUUUAUGAAACGGCCCCCAGGGCUUGUAGAGCUUCAAAACAUUUCACUUGGUCCAUGCACAGAGGUCCCAAGUUUUUAUCAGAAAGACUUGGACCUGGAGAGUAGAUGAAUUUCAGCUGAAAGAACAACCAAUAAUCAGUGACUCCCUGAUUGCAAAUUUGAUUACCUAAAAUGGGAAUAUUUGUGAUGAUGCUGAUCUGUCCAGUUUCUUUCAAAUUUUUCCUGAAAGAUGGAUGCGAUAAAUGUCUUUGGUAUUCCAAAUAGGUUAUUACUCUAGGAAAUGUUUUUCAUAUAUCAAUGAUGCUUGAUUAAAUCAUUUACUUUGAGAAAUUAGAUUACACAUGUUUUUGUUUUGUGUACAGUCAAGCAUGUCUGUGCUGCCACCUGUCUUAGGUGAGUAACACAAUUAUCUCCUAUUUGAAAGGAAUAUAUUAGAAAACCUGUCUUUAAAGACCCCACAAUCUCAAGUUUCAAUCUCCUUAAAAAAAAUUGCUUUCAACAAACUGAGGAGUUACCCGUACCUUCUAUCUCGAUGACAUCACCUACUGUGUGUUACCAAUAUGAAAUCCCCCUACUCUAAGUAUAAUGAUUACUAAAUAUUCGAAAAUUCUUAACUUUCUUGUAACGUAUGAUUCAUCUGAUUUUGAUUCAAACUUCUUAAAUCCGAUUUGUCUGUUUUCUGUAAAAAAAAAUCCACUUGUGUUAAGCUUCUACAUGUAUAAAAAGGGGCUUUCAGUAGGAUUCCCGGGGGCUGUUUCAUAAAGCUGUUCGCAAGUUACGAUUGACUUAACACACGACUGUUGAUGCUUAUGCUGCAGGAUGUAUCCCCGUGUAGCUGACCAAGUACCUAAGAACAUGUUCCAGUCGUUCCUAAAAUUGUGCGUAACUUUACGAGCAGCUUUAUGAAACACCACCCUGCUCAGCAUCUUUACAAGUCUAAUCAUCCAAUUUCAUCUUCAACAACACAAUGAAGAAUACAGGAAAGUCAUUGUGAAAAAUACUGAGUUGGUUUCCAGCGAAAAGAUGCAGUGCAGACAUGUGUUACAGUGCCUUAAUGCUGAACAAACUUGCUUGAGGCAUAUAUUUGUAUUGUGACAGUGCAUGUGACACAUUUAUUCAUUUCAGUAAUAGUGAAAAUAGUAUUGAGAGUAGUACUAUUGAAGCAGUCAAAAUAAAUUUUAUUCCUCAUAUGCAUGUA